AGGAGGAGGAGGGGAGACAGUGGGAGGGCAGAGAUGAGAAAAGGAGGUUUGUUGCUCAGUGGAAGUGAUGACACCAACAGAAAAACCUUCCAAUAACUUCCUAUGAGCCGCCCGACAUCAGCAGCAGGAGGAGGGAGAGGAGGGUCCGGCUGAGCUCGGCUUGUGUCCCGGGAGGGAGAGUCGGGGGAUCGCGGCGCAUUGGGAGAAGCAGCUGAACCGGCUCAGUGACACGGGGAGACUCUGAUCUGCGCCGGAUCCACUGGGAAUAACCGGAAUUCCUUCACUCCAUGACGUCUCGGGGGGGAUUGCCUCUUCCACCUGGGAGCCCAAUGAACAUGAUGCGGGGCCCAAACCCUGGAGUCUACAGACCCCCCAUGGGGCCCUACCAGAGACCAGGAAUGCUUCCAGGCGCCCGAAUGCCAAUGGCCGGCAUGCAUAUGGGCUCCCCCAUGCUUCCUCCGUACGGUGGGGGUUCUCCCAUGAGACCUGCCAUGAAUCCAAUGAUUAUGGAGCCGUUUAGGAAGAGACUGCUCACCCCACCGGGACACCCCCAUGGCAUGAGCCAGCGUAGAGGAGUGAAGCGAAGAAAGAUGGCCGACAAGAUCUUGCCCCAGAGGAUCCGUGAACUGGUGCCGGAGUCUCAGGCCUACAUGGACCUCUUGGCAUUUGAGAGGAAGCUGGAUCAGACUAUAGCGAGGAAGAGGAUGGAGAUUCAGGAGGCCAUCAAGAAGCCCCUCACGCAAAAGCGCAAGCUGAGGAUUUACAUCUCCAACACGUUCACUCCAGCCAAGCCCGACGGGGAAGAGGCGGAAAGAGUCAGCUCUUGGGAGCUCCGAGUGGAAGGGAAGCUUCUGGAAGACCCCAGCAAACUGAAGAGGAAGUUCUCCUCCUUCUUCAAGAGUCUGGUCAUUGAGCUGGAUAAGGACCUGUAUGGGCCGGACAAUCAUCUGGUGGAGUGGCACAGGAUGGCGACCACGCAGGAGACGGAUGGAUUUCAGGUGAAGCGCCCUGGAGAUGUGAAUGUGAAGUGCACCUUGCUCUUGAUGCUAGACCACCAGCCCCCUCAAUAUAAGUUGGACCCUCGUCUCGCACGGCUGCUGGGUGUUCACACUCAGACCCGGGCCAACAUCAUGCAGGCCCUCUGGCUCUACAUCAAGGCCAAUAAACUGCAGGACAGCCACGAGAAGGAGCACAUCAACUGCAACCGCUACUUCAGACAGAUUUUCAACUGCUUGCGCAUGAAGUUCUCCGACCUACCCAUGAAGUUGGCGAGUUUGUUGCAGCACCCAGACCCCAUCAUAAUUAAUCAUUCCAUCAGUGUGGACCCCAAUGACCAGAAGAAGACUGCUUGUUACGAUAUAGAAGUUGAGGUCGACGACCCUCUGAAGGUGCAGAUGAGCAGUUUUCUCGCUUCCACCACCAACCAGCAAGAGAUUGCCAACCUGGAUUCCAAGAUCCAUGAGACCAUUGAGUCCAUCAAUCAGCUGAAGACGCAGAGAGAUUUCAUGUUGAGCUUCAGCAAUGACCCCCAAGACUUUAUUCAGGACUGGCUGAAAUCCCAAAGCAGGGACCUCAAGAUCAUGACGGACACAUUGGGAAAUCCCGAGGAGGAGAGACACACGGAGUUCUAUCAGCAGCCGUGGGCCCAGGAGGCAGUGGGGAGACACAUCUUCUUUAAGGUGCAGCAACGGCGGCAAGAACUGGAGCAGGUUUUGGGGCUCCGUCUCACCUAAUCCUAUGCCAGGACCAGUCACCUGUACAUUCCACAUUGUUUGUUUAUUUCCCCCUCUGCCCUUUAUUAGCGACUCCAUCUCUUUAGGGACGUUGUCAUUUCUCAGGUACGACAUUCCAAGUCAACUCCCUAUGUUUUAAAUCACUGAUCCCCCUUUUUUUUUUUUUAGCCUUCCUCCAAUCAUAAUCCAUGA
This is a messenger RNA of Xenopus laevis (African clawed frog), 1925 nucleotides long. It is a transcript of the gene smarcd2.L, whose product is annotated as SWI/SNF related, matrix associated, actin dependent regulator of chromatin, subfamily d, member 2 L homeolog. The transcript has 14 exons. The record is from RefSeq and is a predicted model, not a curated record. Lineage: Eukaryota; Metazoa; Chordata; Amphibia; Anura; Pipidae. Bases 288 to 1733 code for a protein of 481 amino acids.